CCCCAUUCAUCUCUCUCUCUCUCUCACCCACAUCCAUCCUCCUUCUUCUAGGGUUUCCGCCAUGGAAGCCCUCUCGAGCUCGAGUGUUCCUUCCGGGGUUAUAAAAGCCUCUCCGGCCGGCCAGCCCAGGAGCUCUAGCCUAUCCAAGAUCCUUGCUUUUCGGUUUGGGUGCGCUAAAACCGUCGAAAAGUUUGGAUCUUUGCGGUUAUGGAGGCCUGAAUCGAGUGCUUCUAGGCAUUGGACGUUGUUUCGGGCCACCUCCCAAGGCUUUGCUGGGGGUGGUGGUGCUGGGGGAGAGGAUGGGGUGUCCGCUAAUGGGUUUAGCGUGGUUACAGAUGAGGAUGCAUCUUGGUUUGAGGGUAACUUGGUUCAGGAUGGUAACUGUGCAAGUGGCAAUGCGGAGUCAUCAGAGGUGGUAGCAUGUGUCACUUGUGGAAGUGGAACUAGUGGAUCCAGAGCUGGGCUUUUCAGAACACCCAUUUCUGGUGGUGUACAAAGUGCAACCUCUGUUCACAAUUUACCUCGACCAGCCUUGGCAGUUCGCAAUCUAAUGGAGCAGGCCAGGUUUGCUCAUCUAUGCACUUUGAUGUCCCGGAUGCAUCAUCAACAUGCGGGAUACCCAUGUGGUUCAUUAGUUGAUUUUGCAACUGAUCCAAUGGGUCAUCCUGUUUUUUCGCUCUCUCCACUAGCCAUCCACACCCGCAAUCUUUUGGCUGAUUCAAGAUGUACACUUGUUGUACAGAUACCUGGAUGGAGUGGCCUAUCAAAUGCACGUGUAACAAUAUUUGGUGAUAUCUUCCCACUGUCUGCUGACCAACAGGAAUGGGCUCAUCAGCAGUUUAAAGCAAAACACCAACAAUGGACAUCUCAACAAUGGGGCAAUUUUUACUAUUAUAGGAUGUGCAACAUCAGGGACAUAUAUUUCAUUGGAGGGUUCGGCACUGUUGCAUGGGUAGAUGUCAAGGAAUAUGAAGCCCUUCAACCUGAUAAGAUUGCUAUUGAUGGUGGAGAACAAAAUUUGAAGGAACUUAAUGCAAUGUUCUCAAAAUCACUCAAAGAAAUAUUAUCAAUUGAGAUGGAGUUAGAUGAUGCUGCUUUCAUAUCCAUAGACAGCAAAGGAACUGAUAUCCGGGUGCGGCAAGGAGCACAGUUCAACAUUCAAAGGCUAUCAUUUGAAGUAGAACAGGGAGUACAGACUCUGGAUGAAGCCAAGGCAGCACUUCAGAGGAUAAUUGAUGAGAAGUCGAGAUCACAUAACAGGAGCUAAAGUUCUGUAGUUUUUUUUCUUUAAGCAUUCAUAUGUGCUAAAUAUCAUAAAAAAUAUAUUUUUUUCUAUCAAAUAAGGAAUAUAAAUGAUGAAUAUCAGUUUAUUUAACUUAUUUUUA
Molecule: messenger RNA, 1385 nt
Organism: Elaeis guineensis (African oil palm)
Lineage: Eukaryota; Viridiplantae; Streptophyta; Magnoliopsida; Arecales; Arecaceae
Source: RefSeq, a predicted model, not a curated record